GAUCAUGGAUGUUGGAUGGAUCUCCUCUCUGGCCCUGCAGCUGCAGUAGUAGUUAAAGCGUAUGUCAUCAUCGUGUCUCCUUCCUUCGUUCCUUCUUCUGGUCCAUAUAUACAUGUAUGUGGAAUUGUGAUUAAGCAUCAAUGCAUCAUCAUGUACCCCUCCAAGUCGACUGACGGCCGGAACUCCUGGUCUGCCCCGCAGCAAGCAGCACGAACAUACGGUGUUAAUAACAGAGAAGCGGCCGAGGGCGUGGGGGCGGGGUGGGGCUCCGACUAUAGCAAUCAGCAGCCGCAGCAAUAUUAUUUGUAUGGCGAUGAGCCGCCUGCUAAUCCAGAUGACCCUAAUAAGAAGCUCGAAGCAAGGGGUCCUUGGUCUUCGGGCCUCUGCGCCUGCUUGGACGACGUCCCUAACUGCUGCAUAACCUGCUGGUGCCCGUGCAUCACUUUUGGACGGAUCGCAGAGAUUGUCGACAGAGGCUCUAACUCAUGUGGGAUAAGUGGAGCUCUGUAUACGUUAAUAGCGUGCGUGACGUGUUGUCCCUGCUGCUUCUCCUGCUUCUACCGGUCAAAGAUGAGGCAGCAAUUCGGUCUGCGCGCUGCCCCUUGCGGGGAUUGCCCCGUCCACUGCUUCUGCGAGCACUGCGCCCUUUGCCAAGAAUACCGUGAGCUCCGCAACCAAGGAUUCAACUUGCCUCUUGGAUGGCACGGAAACAUGGAGAAACAGAAACAAGGGGGAGGAUUGGAAACUGCCCCAGUCGUUGAAGAAGGGAUGAGCAGAGAGCUAGUCAAAAUCAAGCACGAAGGUUGACUCUUGGCUUCGGCCUGCCGCCUGCCUUGGUUGUGAUACAUAAUCCAAUCCAAUGCAUGAUCCGAGCGAGCUCAGACUCGUGAGCUAGCAACCUAGCCAUAUACGUGGUAUAAUUUGUCAGUUAGAAUUAUAGAUUAUUAGCAUAUAUGGAGAAUAAUUAAUUAGUACUGGAUCUGCCACCAAACUAAAACCUGUUUCACUUAUUUACAAUUGGUUUUGGUUAGAAAAAUGCUUCCUCUUUGGUUA
Molecule: messenger RNA, 1053 nt
Organism: Diospyros lotus (date-plum)
Lineage: Eukaryota; Viridiplantae; Streptophyta; Magnoliopsida; Ericales; Ebenaceae
Product: protein PLANT CADMIUM RESISTANCE 2-like
Exons: 4
Coding region: 16-807 (263 amino acids)
Source: RefSeq, a predicted model, not a curated record